Molecule: messenger RNA, 1680 nt
Organism: Zingiber officinale
Lineage: Eukaryota; Viridiplantae; Streptophyta; Magnoliopsida; Zingiberales; Zingiberaceae
Product: E3 ubiquitin-protein ligase RHF2A-like
Exons: 9
Coding region: 209-1366 (385 amino acids)
Molecular function (GO): ubiquitin-protein transferase activity
Source: RefSeq, a predicted model, not a curated record
UCCAUAAAAAUCGUGAAUGGAAAAAGAGAGGAAUGAAACGACCGACACGCGGUUUGUCCUCCUCUUCUCUCCCUCUCUCGCUCUAGGGUUUCUGGAUCGGUAUUCUCUCGCUGAUCAUUCGCUGGCGUAAUCGGCAGCAGGUGCUGCCACGUAGUCCAUCGAUCCUCCCUCUGCUCCGGUAUCGAGGCGCUCCGUCGGAGGUUUGGUUAUGGAUGUCACUGCAAAGAUGGAGAGCCACUUAUCAUCAGCUGCAGCUUUCGUGGAAGGAGGCAUCCUGGAUUCUUGUGAUGAUGCUUGCAGCAUCUGUCUAGAAGCCUUCUGCGAAAGUGACCCUUCCACGGUUACUAGUUGCAAGCACGAAUACCAUCUACAAUGUAUUCUUGAAUGGUGCCAAAGAAGUUCUCAGUGUCCUAUGUGUUGGCAGACUAUUAUUUUGAAAGAUCCAACCAGCCAAGAACUACUAGAGGCUGUGGUGCGUGAAAGGAACAUAAGACUUGAUAAUGCACGAACUACCACCAUUUUCCAUCAUCCAGCACUUGGUGAUUUUGAGGUGCAGCAUUUGCCCAUUGGUGGCAAUGAUGCUGAACUAGAAGAGCGUAUCAUUCAACAUUUGGCCGCAGCUGCUGCCAUGGGAAGAGCACAUCACAUUACCAGAAGAGAAGGACGAGUUAGAUCAGGAUCUCAUAGCCGUCCACAAUAUCUAGUUUUCUCUACAAAUUCAAAUGUUCCAUCUGUGGGUUCUGUGCCUGCUUCCUCUCCUUUAGGUGGGGAUAAUGAAUCGUCUUCCACUUCAAUCACUGCUGCUAAUACAUCAGCUCCAAAUAGUAGUCCAGGAGGGGAAUCUGAUCAGGUAAUCAAUGAUCUUCCAAGUCAGGUUACUCAGGUUCCAUUUUUGACAUCUGAGGCCGGAAGUUCUCCAAGCAGACCUAUAAUUUCAAGUCCCAGGGCACCUACUGGGCAUUUUUCUCAUGUUAAUCACGAAAGACCAGGGCCUUCUGAGUUGCAAUCCUUCCCAGAAACUUUGAAAUCUCGCUUUAAUGCGGUCUCAAUGAGGUAUAAGGAAUCUAUAGCAAAAAGUACUCGAGGAUGGAGAGAGCGGCUAUUUUCACGAAAUAGUUCUGUAGCAGAUAUUGGUUCUGAAGUCAGAAGAGAAGUCAAUGCUGGAAUUGCUACUGUAUCACGAAUGAUGGAGCGCUUGGACACAAGAGAAAGUAGAAGAACUUCAAGUUCUUCUCCUUCACCUAGUGUUGAAGUACAUGCGAUUGUGGAUCCGAAUAAUGAGGAUGUUACUACCAAUCAAGCUGACACUCUUGUGAAUAGUGGCACUUCAUCAACAUCUGAUGUGGCAACUUCAGCUCCUAACUAAGGUGUUAUUAGUGGUUCAUCAAAAUUGAACUCUGGCGUAUAUGGUCUUCUCUACCAGAGUGAAUUCUACAAACAAGCAAGAUGCUAAAAGUGGAGGUUACAAAUCCGAGGCUUGAGAAGUUUUUUUUUUAUGGAUUUAAUUUUUUUGCUUUCAUCUGUAUAAAGUUAUUCAUAGAGAAACUCUAAACAAUAAUUAGGGAUGCAUUACUCUAGUACAAGGUUAUGAUCCUCCAAUGCCUACAAAUGCUGAAUUGAAUGACCAACUUUCUGGAUUCAGUCAUUCAAAUGCAGAGUGAAAACAACAUGUUUGUGGUA